Molecule: messenger RNA, 366 nt
Organism: Rodentolepis nana
Lineage: Eukaryota; Metazoa; Platyhelminthes; Cestoda; Cyclophyllidea; Hymenolepididae
Source: the annotation of a GenBank genome assembly
CGAAUUUUUUCGCGUGCUGGAGUUUUCUGCGCGAUAAGUAUCUGCAUGGAAAGAAUUUUGGCUCAGUCUGAAGUAGACGUUUUUCGGGCUGUGGAGAUUGUCAAGCAGAAUCGACCCCAGCUUUUGAAUUUUACAAUUUGUCUGAUUUUUUUCCAAAAUUCUAAAUUUCGAUUUUUUCCCUUAUCACCUCAAAUUUUGUUAAAUGGCGCGCUAAAUUGGCUUUGCAUUUUGGGUGACCUUGACUCGUCACGCCAUCAUGCCGAAAAAUUAGGGAAAGUGCCUCAAUCUAGAUCUUGUUACCUAUUUUUAAAUCAGAAUAAAAUGUGUGAUUAUAUACUAUCAUUAUUAUUGAAAGGUUUCUCAUAG